AUGUCGAUGAAACAUGCCAAGCCCAACUUAAGCCAGUCUCAGGUGGCUGAGAUGGUGAAGAGGCUCUACAAUGUGAUGCCAUCAGAAAUUCGCCAGCUGCCGAGCUUCGAUGACCAGAACUUUUAUGUGGCGGCCAUCGAGGGUGGUGAGUAUGUCCUGAAGAUAGUGAACUCAAAGGACAGUAAGCAGCCUGCUCUGAUCGAGAUGCAGACGUGCGCCAUGUCCUUCCUGCACCAGAAUGGGUUUCCUGCCCAAACAGCACAGCCCACCACCUCAGGACAACUCAUGAGCCUGGAAGAAAUAGAAACUGACUACGGCUGUCAGAAGUACCUGGUGCGGCUGUUGACUUAUUUGCCUGGAACCACUAUUUCCAAGGUUCCUUUAACACCAGAGUUACUGCAUGAAACCGGCAAGACAGCAGCCAGAAUGGACAAAAUCCUACAAGAGUUGGAGCACCCUCAUCUCAGCACCCUGCAGAGAGAGGGGUUCUUAUGGAGCCUGUCAAACAUUCCCCUCCUGGAACCAUAUAUCAGCGUAUUAGAUGGAGAUCCUCUUCAGGAGGUUGUGAAAUCUGUCAUGCAUCAGUACAAGACCUCUGUGGCCCCCAGAUACUGUCAUUUCCGCAAGAGCAUUAACCACGGUGACUUCAAUGACCUCAAUGUGCUUGUGCAUCCUGAUGAGAAUGACGGCUACAGAAUUUCUGGCAUCCUUGAUUUUGGAGACAUGAACGAUGGCUACUACAUCCAUGAGCUAGCCAUUACCAUUAUGUACAUGAUGUUGGAGCACCCUAAACCCAUAGAGGUGGGUGGGCAUGUCCUCGCUGGCUGGGAGAGUGUGCUCCCCCUCAAUGAGGCAGAGAAAGAUUGUCUCUAUGUACUGGUGCUUUGUCGCUUCUGUCAAGCGUUGGUUUUAGCUCGUUACUGUGUGACCCAGCUACCAGAAAAUGCAGAGUAUCUGAUGAUUACGUCCAGGAAGGGCGUCCACAUUCUCCGUCACCUCUGGGAGCUCGGAAAGGAGCAGGUGGAGAAGGUGUGGUUUCAGAGUGCUGCGCAGUUAAGUGACAGAGAGUGA
This is a messenger RNA of Chelmon rostratus (copperband butterflyfish), 1071 nucleotides long. Its product is annotated as hydroxylysine kinase-like. Lineage: Eukaryota; Metazoa; Chordata; Actinopteri; Chaetodontiformes; Chaetodontidae. Bases 1 to 1071 code for a protein of 356 amino acids. The record is from RefSeq and is a predicted model, not a curated record. Gene Ontology annotation, molecular function: amino acid kinase activity. The transcript is spliced from 4 exons.